AUGCAAAACAGUGAAACAACUGCAGGACAGCCACAGUAUGGACAGAGGAUGAUUUUUACAGGUCCAGAUGGAAUCGGAGACUAUAGGCCAAGAUCCAAUUACUUUACCCGGUACAUCGGUGUGGGUGCCACAUCACCUGAGGCCACAGGUGACCUCAGUUACCUGUGCCGAGCUCCACCAGAUGCCCUCCCACCCAUUCCCAGGCAGAGCUAUGUGGGGGAGGUGGGCUGGGGAUGGCAAUAUAACCAGCUGUUAAACAGUGGGACGCUGCUCAGCAAUAUGCAAAUUAAGAAAACAGACAUACGGGCAUCGUUGGAGAACAGAGUCACUCAAAAGUUUCAGAGCACAAAGUAA
Messenger RNA from Maylandia zebra (zebra mbuna), 354 nucleotides. It is a transcript of the gene spmip2, whose product is annotated as sperm microtubule inner protein 2. Lineage: Eukaryota; Metazoa; Chordata; Actinopteri; Cichliformes; Cichlidae. The record is from RefSeq and is a predicted model, not a curated record.